Molecule: messenger RNA, 1410 nt
Organism: Podarcis muralis (Common wall lizard)
Lineage: Eukaryota; Metazoa; Chordata; Lepidosauria; Squamata; Lacertidae
Gene: OCSTAMP
Product: osteoclast stimulatory transmembrane protein
Cellular component (GO): membrane
Source: RefSeq, a predicted model, not a curated record
AUGGAAGUCUGGACUUACUUUCAAGACAUUCUCUUCCCAAGGAUACAAGAAUUUGCCACAGAAGCUUGGCUUGCUUACUCCAGACCUCUGCCAUCAAGCCACAACCAGCUAUUAUCUCUUUUUCUGAUGUGCUGUUGCAUUGCUGCAGCCAUUGGAGGACUCUUCUACAACUGGAUGUUUUUCUCACUGCAAUAUUCUUUCCAGUUCUCUGCCGCAGCUGCUUCAGCCAUUAGUUUUCUGGCCCUGUUGACCCUCUUCUUGAUGCACCCUAUCCGUUGCAUGUUCACUAUAAUUGUGCCUACUUUAGGGACCAAGCAAGGGCGGAGGUUGCUCCUGUCUGCCACCUUCAUGAUUGUGGCUGUCAACAUAGUGCCAAACAUCAUGAGCAACAUCGAAACCAUCCUGCAGGUCAUCAAAUGCAUCUGCAAGAAUUCCUCUGAGAGCCUUCUGAACUCAACAGUUCUCUUGGGGAACGCUUCGUGGGACUUCAGUGAUGCUCUCAAACGGGUGACUGACAACAUGCCGGACCAAACAGGGAGAGCUAGGGAUGGCCAUGUCUGGUUUGAAACCCACAACAACAACAAUUUAUUGAGUCAGAGAAUUAUCAGUGCCAGCCAAGGGAUCAAAGAAGAUUUCUUGCAAGUUGAUGUGCUGGUCCAGAAGGUCAUACUGUUGGGUAACCGGGUGAUUGCUGGCUUCUUCCUCUUCUAUCUGAUAUUUGAGUCUGCUUGGUACCUAAAGAGCUACCUCACAGAUCUCCGUUUUGACAAUGUUUACAUCACCAAAAAGCUAGAAGAUUUGGCUCGGGAGAACAAAGCAACUCACCUGCUAGUUUGUUCACCAAAGAAACUGAUCAAGUCCACAGGAUUCAAGCUAUCCCGAGAGGAACUCCUUUCUUGUGUAAUGCACCUUUUUCUUCUUACCUUAGUGCUCAUGUUGACACUAGUGAUCAUAGCAACGGACUAUAUCGCCUUCCAUUUGGCACAAGCGGCUGUGACCGAAGUCGCCCAGUUCCCUGUUGUGCCAAUAGUCAUCUCCAUAAAAUAUGAGGCGAAGCUGAUUUUUGUGCCAUUUUUGGAAUAUAUUUUUAACGGUGCUUUUUCUACAGAGCAGUCCUUGCCUCCGUUUGAAAGGAGCUAUCAUCAGAAUCUGACCUUUGUCUCUGCUAACUGCCCCAUGAGGUGGCCAAACCCUCCCAACAAAGCUGUGGUCCUUGCCGUUGGGCUCCUCUAUUGCAUCAUUUAUACCAUGAUCUUUUUGGAAACAUACUCACGUCGGCUGUGCCGGAAAAUUUCAGCCUCCUUUUUCAACAGCCAAGAAGACCGGAGAGUUCAGUACCUCUACAGGAAACUUGUUGGGAAACACAAGAAAAAGAAUGGACACCAGCAGAAACCAACCACACCGUCUUAA